Molecule: messenger RNA, 3172 nt
Organism: Nycticebus coucang (slow loris)
Lineage: Eukaryota; Metazoa; Chordata; Mammalia; Primates; Lorisidae
Gene: AFG3L2
Product: AFG3 like matrix AAA peptidase subunit 2
Exons: 17
Coding region: 192-2582 (796 amino acids)
Biological process (GO): protein-containing complex assembly; mitochondrial protein processing
Cellular component (GO): membrane; m-AAA complex
Molecular function (GO): ATP binding; metalloendopeptidase activity; ATP-dependent peptidase activity
Source: RefSeq, a predicted model, not a curated record
ACGCCGGCGUCAGUACCCUGGGGCGGGGCCAAGACGACGAGCGCGUGGAGCGCGAGGACUCGUCGGUGAGGCGCGGGCGCUCGGUGGUGCCGGCGUCCGCUCUGCCUGGACCCAACCCGCUUUCCAAGGCGCCUCCGCCUUGCAGUCGCGCCUGCGCGGCGACCCGGGUCGAGCGGGCCGCGCUGGCCGCCAUGGCGCACCGCUGCCUGCUGCUGUGGGGCCGGGGUGGCUGCCGGCCCCGCGGCCUCCCGCCGCUCCUCUGGCCUGGCGGCGGCGUGGGCCCCAGCGAGCGGCUCCGCCUCCGCACGCUUUAUCAAUAUGUGACAACUCAAGCAACAGCCAGGAGAAAUUCUUUUUUGACAGAUGUAAUUGCUGCUUAUCAGAGACUGUGUUCUCGACCUCCAAAAGGAUUUGAAAAAUAUUUUCCUGAUGGAAAAAAUGGGAAAAAAACUAGUGAACCUAAAGAAGUUAUAGGAGAAAAAAAAGAAUCAAAAUCACCUUCUACCCCACGCUCUGCUGGAGGAGGAAGUGGUGGAAAACGAGGUGGCAAGAAAGAUGAUUCUCACUGGUGGUCCAGGUUCCAGAAGGGUGAUUUUCCGUGGGAUGACAAGGACUUCAGGAUGUACUUUCUCUGGACUGCACUGUUUUGGGGUGGAAUCAUGUUUUACUUCCUGUUCAAGAGCUCGGGGAGAGAAAUUACUUGGAAGGACUUUGUCAAUAAUUAUCUUUCUAAAGGAGUAGUAGACAGACUGGAAGUUGUCAACAAGCGUUUUGUUCGAGUGACUUUUACACCAGGAAAAACUCCUGUUGAUGGGCGAUACGUCUGGUUUAAUAUCGGCAGUGUAGAUACCUUUGAGCGGAAUCUGGAAACUUUACAACAAGAAUUGGGCAUAGAAGGGGAAAAUAGGGUGCCUGUUGUCUACAUUGCUGAAAGUGAUGGGUCAUUCGUCCUGAGUAUGCUGCCCACGGCGCUCAUCAUCGCCUUCCUGCUAUACACCGUGAGACGGGGGCCCGCUGGCAUUGGGCGGUCCGGCCGAGGGAUGGGUGGACUUUUCAGUGUUGGAGAAACCACUGCCAAGGUCUUAAAGGAUGAGAUAGACGUGAAGUUCAAAGAUGUGGCUGGCUGUGAGGAGGCCAAGCUAGAGAUCAUGGAAUUUGUGAACUUCUUGAAAAACCCAAAGCAGUAUCAAGACUUAGGAGCAAAAAUCCCAAAGGGUGCCAUUCUCACUGGUCCUCCAGGCACUGGGAAGACUCUCCUGGCUAAGGCCACAGCCGGAGAAGCCAAUGUUCCCUUCAUCACUGUCAGUGGCUCUGAGUUUUUGGAGAUGUUUGUUGGUGUGGGUCCAGCUAGGGUUAGAGACUUAUUUGCCCUUGCUCGGAAGAAUGCCCCUUGUAUUCUCUUCAUCGAUGAAAUAGAUGCGGUGGGGAGGAAGCGAGGAAGAGGCAACUUUGGAGGACAGAGUGAACAGGAGAACACCCUCAAUCAAUUGCUUGUGGAGAUGGAUGGCUUUAACACGACGACCAAUGUUGUCAUCCUGGCAGGCACCAACAGGCCAGACAUCCUGGACCCUGCGCUGCUGCGGCCGGGGCGCUUCGACAGGCAGAUCUUCAUUGGACCACCAGACAUAAAAGGAAGAGCCUCCAUUUUCAAAGUUCAUCUCCGACCACUAAAACUGGACAGUAGCCUGGAGAAGGAGAAACUGGCAAGAAAACUGGCGUCCUUAACUCCAGGGUUUUCAGGAGCUGAUGUUGCUAAUGUCUGCAAUGAAGCUGCUUUGAUUGCUGCAAGGCACCUGUCGGACUCCAUAAAUGAGAAACACUUUGAACAAGCAAUCGAGCGAGUGAUUGGUGGCUUAGAGAAAAAAACUCAGGUUCUACAGCCCGAGGAGAAGAAGACCGUGGCAUACCAUGAAGCAGGACAUGCGGUUGCUGGCUGGUACCUGGAGCAUGCGGACCCGCUCUUAAAGGUAUCCAUCAUCCCACGUGGAAAAGGGUUAGGCUAUGCGCAGUACCUCCCCAAAGAACAGUACCUGUACACCAAGGAGCAGCUCCUGGACAGGAUGUGCAUGACGCUAGGGGGCCGGGUCUCAGAAGAGAUCUUCUUCGGAAGAAUUACAACUGGUGCUCAAGAUGACUUGAGAAAAGUGACACAGAGUGCAUAUGCUCAAAUCGUUCAGUUUGGCAUGAAUGAAAAGGUUGGGCAAAUCUCCUUCGACCUCCCACGCCAGGGAGACAUGGUGUUGGAGAAACCUUAUAGUGAAGCCACCGCAAGACUGAUAGAUGAUGAAGUGCGAAUCCUCAUCAAUGACGCUUACAAAAGAACAGUAGCUCUUCUCACAGAAAAGAAGGCUGACGUGGAGAAGGUUGCUCUUCUAUUGUUAGAAAAAGAAGUAUUAGAUAAGAAUGAUAUGGUUGAACUUUUGGGCCCCAGACCAUUUGCGGAAAAAUCUACCUAUGAAGAAUUUGUGGAGGGGACAGGCAGCCUGGACGAGGACACCUCACUUCCUGAAGGCCUGAAGGACUGGAACAAAGAGCGGGAGAAGGAGAAGGAAGAGCCCCCCGGGGAGAAAGUCGCCAACUAGGUCCACAGAGGGAGGGCCGCUGAAGCCUGUCCUGCUGACUUCAGCUUGCACACAUGUCCUGGCUUUCAGAAGAGUGAGAGCACUGCUAGGUGGACUUUAGCCAACUACUGACCCAGCUGACCUGAUGGGGAGAGGAGUCCUUGACCCUCAGCCUUGGAAGUCGCAGAAGAAUGGCAGGGGACGUUCCAAGGGUCCCAAGGAAGACUCACAGAGCCCCAUAGCCUCACUGGGCUCCCAGAUGGCGGCUGGAAUGGUGGAGCCCAGCACCAGGAAGGCUGGUCCCCGUGGCCCAGCUGGAGGUGUGAGGGCUAGUCAGGGACGUGGACUCCCACCAGUGUGGGAGGGCGUUUUUUCUCUUUUCAUCACCCACUCUUUGUUGCUGUUCUCUUCAGUUUCCCUCUGCUAAUGGGCUGUGAAAUUAAAUCGGAGUGUGGAUAAGAAUGUUUUAAUUUGACUUAAUAUUUUAAAGAUCAAAUCCAGAUCACUUGUUGCUGUCUUAAUGGUUUUCUACAGAGAACUGUAACAUAUUUAAACAUGAAUGUAUUAUGUAAAUAUGGCUUCUUUACAUCAAAAAUAAAAUGUAAACACUG